This is a messenger RNA of Helobdella robusta, 189 nucleotides long. RefSeq lists its product as hypothetical. The record is from RefSeq and is a predicted model, not a curated record. Gene Ontology annotation, molecular function: protein heterodimerization activity; structural constituent of chromatin; DNA binding. The transcript has a single exon. Gene Ontology annotation, cellular component: nucleosome. NCBI's taxonomy places the organism in Eukaryota, Metazoa, Annelida, Clitellata, Rhynchobdellida, Glossiphoniidae. The annotation marks the transcript as partial.
AUGUCCGGAAGAGGUAAAGGUGGCAAAGUCAAAGGUAAGGCCAAAAGCAGAUCGAGUCGAGCAGGGUUGCAGUUCCCGGUAGGAAGAAUCCACAGACUGCUGCGCAAGGGCAACUACGCUGAAAGAGUGGGAGCCGGCGCGCCUGUCUACCUGGCAGCAGUCAUGGAGUAUUUAGCAGCCGAAGUUUUG